Molecule: messenger RNA, 390 nt
Organism: Komagataella phaffii GS115
Lineage: Eukaryota; Fungi; Ascomycota; Pichiomycetes; Pichiales; Pichiaceae
Product: 60S ribosomal protein L22
Exons: 1
Coding region: 1-390 (129 amino acids)
Biological process (GO): cytoplasmic translation
Cellular component (GO): ribosome
Molecular function (GO): structural constituent of ribosome; RNA binding
Source: RefSeq, a predicted model, not a curated record
AUGCCAUUCUCUAUUGAACUGUUUCUAACACCCUAUCAGACCAAGAAGAUUAACUACGAGACUAAGACUUUCACCGUCGACGCUUCCGCCCCAACUGAGCAAGGUGUUUUCGACCCAGCCUCUUACGCCAAGUACUUGAUUGACCACAUCAAGGUCGGUGGUCACAUUGGUAACUUGGGUUCCGACAUCACCGUUACCCAGGAGGGAAACAAGAUUAUUGUUGUCUCUAACACCAAGUUCUCUGGUAAGUACUUGAAGUACUUGUCCAAGAGAUACUUGAAGAAGAACCAGAUCAGAGACUGGAUCAGAUUCAUCUCCAUCAGAAAAAACGAGUACCGUUUGCAAUUCUACGCUACUGAGGAAGAUGAUGAGGAGGAAGAUGAAGAGUAA